GGUGACCCUUGCCGCCAAAGUCGUCGCGGCCAAAAGAAGAAGUUGUGCGGGAAUUUUCCAAGCUUGUUCAUUUCCUGCAGUUUUGUUUUCUCCCCUUCUUCUUUUUUAGUUUUUUCUCUCUUAGUCGCAUUACGGAGCCAGUUUGAGCUGAUCGUUGUCGCCAGAGAUGGAGGUUGUGGCUUCUGUUGGCGGAGCUUUAUUGUCCGAGUCAUUGAAGCUGCUGAUCGAAAAGCUGGGUUCGCACGACUUUCUCAAGUACUUCCGUCAAGCCCAAGUCGUGGCCGAGCUCAACUGCUGGGCUAGUCUAUUGAAGAAGAUCUAUGCAGUGCUUGAUGAUGCCGAGGAGAAGCAGAUGACCAGCCGAUUGGUGAGCAUCUGGGCGACCGAGCUUCGAGAUUUGGCUUACGAUGCAGAGGAUGUGCUUGAUUCCUUUGCUACGGAGCAAUUGCAGAGGAAGAUCAAAGCAGAAACUGCUUCAGCUAGCACAAGUAAGGUUCAGAAACUAAUCUCCACAUGUUUUUCUGCUAUCAAUCCCAGAACCCUUAAGUUCAAUGCUGAAAUGGUGUCGAAGGUUCGAGAAAUUACUGUUAGAUUGCAGAAGAUCAGCGCAGAGAAGAAUCACCUGGAUUUGAAGGAGAUUGUUGGGACUAGGCUACCAACGACAGCAGAAAGAUUACCAACGACUUCUCUGGUAAAUGAGAGCAAAGUUUAUGGGAGAGAUGAAGAUUGGCUAGGGAUCUUGGAGCUUUUGAGAGCUAAUCAAACUGAUGUAGAUGUAUCAGUGAUUCCUAUAAUUGGUAUGGGGGGACUUGGCAAGACCACCCUUGCGCAGCUGGUGCUUAGCCGAGCAAAAUCAGAGUUUGAUGUCAUAGCUUGGGUUUCAGUUGGUGAGGACUUUGAUGUCCAUAGGAUAACCAAGACCAUUCUAGGUUCAGAUGGUUCUGGUUGUAAUGAUUUAAAUUCGUUGCAAGAGAAGUUGAAGGAGAAGCUGUCCGGGAAGAAAUUUCUAAUUGUUCUGGAUGAUGUUUGGAAUGAGGACUACCAGAAAUGGGUUCUUUGUCGAGCUCCACUUGAAACUGGAGCUCUUGGAAGCAAAAUACUUGUUACCACUCGUAAUAGUAGUGUUUCAUCGAUCAUGGGUACCUUUCCACCUUAUCUUCUCAAGGAGUUGGCUUUCAAUGAUUGUCUCCAUCUAUUCGCUGAUCAUGCUUUGGGAACAACAGCGUUCACAGCACACUCAUAUCUCGAAGAGAUGGCAAAGGAGAUUGUCAAAAGGUGUCGAGGUUUGCCAUUAGCAAUUAAGGCCCUUGGCGGGAUGUUACGAGGUAAACAGAAUCCCAAGCAAUGGGAAGAAGUGUUGUACAGCAAAAUAUGGGAUUUGCCUGAGACCAAUGGCAUUCUUCCUGCCUUGAGGUUGAGCUAUCAUCACCUUCCUUCGAACCUGAAGCGAUGUUUUGGCUAUUGUGCAAUACUUCCAAAAGACAUGGAAUUUGAGGAAGAUGAGUUGGUGUUACUGUGGCUGGCAGAGGGCUUUCUAGUUCUGCGAAAACAUUCUGAGAAGUCUGCAAAGAACUUGGGCCACAAAUAUUUCCAUGAUCUAUUGUCAAGAUCAUUCUUUCAGCAAGCAAAUGACAAUUCAUAUUCUUUUAGAAGACGUGACAACCCAUCUCGGUUCACCAUGCACGACUUGAUGAAUGAUCUAGCAGAGUAUGAGAGCAAAGGGAUAUGCUUGAGGUUGGAUGACAAGUUGGAAGACACUGUGUCAUUCCCGACAGUUCGUUAUUCCUCUUUCAGGCGUCACAAAUAUGACUUAUUACAAAGAUUUGGAGUAUUUGCUAAAUUGAAGAACUUGCGAUCACUCUCAGCAUUGCCAUUUACAACUUAUUCAGAUGACUUCUUAUCCUACCAAGUGCUGCUUGAGUUGGUGCCAAAACUAAAAUAUCUGAGGGUACUUUCAUUAGCUGGUUAUAAAAUGGAAGAGUUACCUGAUGUGGUUUUUACUCUGAAGCAAUUGCGGUACCUUAACUUGUCAGGCACUGACAUUGUCGGCUUGUCUGAACUGGUAGGCGAGCUCUUCAACUUGCAGACUUUAAGAUUACAUGGGUGCCAGAACCUUGUAAAGCUGCCACGAAGUAUUGGCAAUCUGAUCAAUCUACAGUGGCUUGACAACAGCAAUACAGUCAGCUUGCAAGAGCUUCCGGCAGAGGUAGCUAAGUUGACAAAUCUGACUAUUUUGCCUAAGGUUUUGGUCGGGAAGGGCGGGAAGGGGUUUCGGAUAGUGGACUUGAAGAAUUUGCCUCAACUUCAGGGAAAGCUUCACAUACAGGGGCUGUGUAGUAAUUUUAUGAAUAUCCAAGAUGCAGAGGUUGCUGAUUUAAAAGGCAAACAAGAUUUGGAUGAUUUAGGCUUGGAAUGGUGUACUGACUCCCAAUGUUCUCACGAUGAAACAGUUGAGGUAAAGGUCUUGAACUUACUACGACCUCACUGGAAGCUGAAAAAGCUUUCAAUUAAGUUUUACGGCGGUGUGAAGUUCCCAGUAUGGGUUGGAGAUCCCACAUUUGCUGCUAUGGUGCAUUUGGAGCUCCUGAACUGUCGUAAAAUCAGGUCAGUUCCUCUACUCGGACAGCUAUCCUUGCUUACAACUCUGAGAUUAAGUGGAAUGGAUAAAGUGAAAGAAAUCGGAGGUGAGUUUUAUGGAAAUAAUAUUUGCACUGGUUCAUCUUUACCUUGUGUAUUUCCCGCAUUGGAGACUCUAUGCAUAGAGGAUAUGCCAGAGUGGGAAAAAUGGUCUUGUCCUACUGAAUGUUUCCCAAAGUUGGUUGAGCUGACAAUCGGUAACUGCCCCAAGUUGAUCGGGAAUUUACCGAACUCCUUACCUUGCCUCCAAAGACUCAAUAUUAGAGGGUGCCAACAGAUGGCUGAUUUACCUGAAACUCUUGCUUCUCUUUCAGCAUUGUCUAUUACAGAGUGUAACAAGUUGAUCCUCAGAAAUGUUACUAGUAUGGAGUCCCUUACCACAUUAAGGAUCAGGAAGAUUUUGAAGCUGGUAAAUUUGCAAGAAGUGAUGAUACAUGGCUUGGGGGCACUAUCCUCUCUGAAGGAAUUGGGUAUAGAUGACUGUGAAGACCUUAUGUUUCUAGGAGAAGGGCCUCUUCCUUCCAGUCUUGAAUUCUUGCUGCUAAAUCGCUGCCCAAAACUUGAGAAAUUCCCAGAUGGGCUGCACAACCUCACACAUCUAAAAACACUUGAGUUUCAGAAUUGUCAAAAGCUUGUCUCCUUGUCAGAACGAGGCUUGCCAUCCAGUCUUAGUCGUGUGUGGAUUUCAUGCUGUGACUCUUUGAAGUCCUUCCUCAUAAGUAACAUGAACUAUGCAGACAAUAGGAAUGCUGAGAAGCCUUCUCAACUGGAGGAAUUGACAAUCUCUGGAUGUUCAUCUCUAACCAUUUUACCUAGUACAUGUCCAUUUCCUGGUUCCCUGAAGCAUCUUUCAAUUUGUAGCCUCACAACACAAUCUCUUGAAGAUCUACUUCACCAUCCUGUUCUCCCUCAGCUCACUGAACUAUCAAUAACACACAGUCCAGAGUUAGAGAGGUUCCCAGAGAGGGAAUUGCUCGUCCUUCAAACCCUUACACGUCUCCGGUUCUUUUUCUGUGAGAACUUGAGGUCUCUUCCCAAUCAACUGCCACACCUGACCUCUCUUCGACUUCUGGAGAUAAUCCUGUGUGAGAGUCUAGAGUCCUUUCCGGAAGGUGGGUUGCCCUUGAACCUGAUCAUGCUUACUAUCACAAACUGCAAGAGUCUCAAGCAGCCAAUAUCCGAUUGGAAGCUUAACAGGCUUACCUCGCUGAAGCGACUCUCAAUUGUAGGUGAAUGUCCUAGUACUCAGGUGGCCUCCUUCCCAGAUGAUGAAGGGCUGUUGCUCCCCACUUCGCUAACUUUUAUCCACAUUGCACACUUCAGCGAGCUGAAGUCUAUAUCCAAGGGUUUGAUGGACCUCAACUGUUUAGAGGAGCUGGUGAUUUGGCACUGCCCAAAGCUCCGGUCUUUACCAGAUGAGGGACUUCCACCGUCGCUCGGGUGCCUGAAACUUUACGAGUGUCCUCUUCUGAAGCCAAAAUGUGCAAAGCAAAAAGGAGAGUACUGGCCCAUCAUACACCACAUUCCCUGCGUCGCAAUUGAUACGGGUGAGGCUUAUUCAUAUGGAUGGACUGAUCCUUAGAGAGUUAGAGUUCAGUUCAUGGAGUGGCUGGGUACUAAUGCCAGUUCCAAGAUGAAGAAAUGGAUUUAGUAAAUGUAAGUAUCUGUCUGCUAUAUAGGAUUACACUUGAAGGAAAGAUCAGAAACCGUGCAAGAUAUAUGUUUUGUUCUAAUGCCAUUGCCAGAUAUUAUGAACUGUAAGCAUAGAUAGAGGUAUUAGUGGGUUUAUGAACAUGUCAUAGUUCAGUAGUCGUGUGGGGAUUAGUUGGUAUUCGACCAAUCAUGAGUUGCAGGGUUAUGAACAGAAUAUGUAACUUUCUUGGGCAUUGAUCAGGAAUAUCAAAUAACAAGAGCCCUGAAUAUGUAACUUUCUUCCAUCUCUCAAUUCAAUCUCAAGUUCGCUCUAGAUUCUGCAUCUUUCUCAGUAUCAGUGCAGUACUAUCAAUUAGACAGCAACUUGCUGACAUCAAUUUUAUAUUUGAGCUGGUUAGGAGAUCCUGCCCACCGACACAAUCCUCCUCCUCGACUCUGUCAUCCUCAAAAAUCCUAAGCCGUCGGUGACUAUUUAAUUCCCAGAUGGACCAGUGCUGCUAAAGAAAAAGCCCUUUUCAUAUUUAGUUCGAAUCCCCUCACCUUCACAUGCUGCUGUCGGCGAGGGUACAUCCUUCUUCGCUGGUAGUGGGACAAAAUUUGAUCGGCUGCUCCACAAUUGCCUCUCUCUUCCUCUUCCUCACACCACCGACAAAUUGAUUCCGUACUUGAACUCACAAAUGGAAUCAGAUCUAAUCUUUGACACCGGAUCCGACCAAUAUUUACAGACCAUAAGAUCCGGCCAAUAUCAACCUGCUGCGCGAGUCAGAGCAUGCAAGAGAGCUCAACGUACAGAAUCACGCAGGUGGGUUUCUCUGAUCAGAUGCAAAGCGAGACAGACAGACAAAAUAAUAAACUUUUUAUUUUAUU
Messenger RNA from Linum trigynum, 5157 nucleotides. NCBI's taxonomy places the organism in Eukaryota, Viridiplantae, Streptophyta, Magnoliopsida, Malpighiales, Linaceae. The record is from the annotation of a GenBank genome assembly.